This is a messenger RNA of Polyodon spathula (Mississippi paddlefish), 2278 nucleotides long. Its product is annotated as E3 ubiquitin ligase TRAF3IP2-like. Gene Ontology annotation, biological process: humoral immune response; positive regulation of canonical NF-kappaB signal transduction. Lineage: Eukaryota; Metazoa; Chordata; Actinopteri; Acipenseriformes; Polyodontidae. Bases 322 to 1851 code for a protein of 509 amino acids. The record is from RefSeq and is a predicted model, not a curated record. The transcript has 10 exons.
AAUGCAACCACUGUUGAGCUUCAGCACUUUCCCCUUGAACUACAGCAGUGACGCACACUGUAGAUACCCGAGCCGAAUUCUUUCAUGGCUUAUAAUUGAAGCAUCAAGUGGGAAUGGACUGAGAUUUCAAUCAACGUGUGCAGUAUUUGCAUAUACAGACGAAUUGUAAUUUGCAUGAAAAAUCGCUUCCUUGUUCAAAAACCGUGGCUCAGUUUAAUUUGAAAGUUCAGUCUAAUUCCUACGAGUUUCCGCGUACUCUGCGUACACAAGCUGGGGAAGGUAAAGCUCAGUCUUAAACCAUCAGACAACAAUACAAGGACAAUGGCAGGUUUUACAGAAACAAGCAUUCCUGUUGAAAUGGACGAGUCCAUGACAUUUUGUGAUCAGUAUGCAAAGUUUAUAGAUCAGAAAUAUUCACAAAGCAAAGGAGACAACAUUUGGAAUAAAGGCUAUUAUCCAGUAACUCAUGGGUUGACUAACUAUGAUGAUGUUAGUAAUCAAUGCGCAGGGAUGGAACAGCUGUCAAUACACAAUAUGCAGGAUCCGUGCAAUGCAUGCCAAGAAACUGUCCAUUCCAAGCCACAGGAGACAGAAGAGUCAUAUUUUAACCAUGGGCCAUCAAGUAGACCUUUACCCCACCCAUCUGAAGAUUCUUUGGUUGCUGGGAAACACCAUUCCAACACAGAGAAGGUUCACCAGGAAGACCCAACUGUUCCUCAAAACAAUUCAGAUUCCCUUGCAAGCCAACCUUCCAUCAACAGACCUCCCUCUGACCUUCCCAGUAAGGACACUGGGUAUGACUCCCAGCUUCAGGACAGCCUGGACAUCCACCUUGAGGAUCCUCCUUUGUCUCUGAUGUCAGACAUCAGUAACCCUGAGGUGGCCAGAACUUUCAUAUCCAGGAUCAGAGGUGAAGUACCGAGAAUUGAACCUCAAGACGUCCAUAUGCACUCUGGUCGUUUUGGGCCAGCCCCACAGGGUUGUACAAUGGAAAGGAGACAUGCUCAUCCUGACCUCUGCCCUUCAGUAUUUGACCUAGACCCCAGAGUGUACACGGUCCUCUGUCCACCAGCCAAUGCUUACUGGAGAUUUCCUGAGUGCUGUCGCAAACCGAGUGAGGAGGAAGUCAGACAGGAGCAGUGCUGGGAUCGCCCUUUGCCUAGAUUUCACAAUGCUCAGAAAGGUGGUUACAGUUUGAACAAGUGCAUCCCUUGCAACAUGCGCUGCAGACCUCAUCCAGCUGAAAUUAUGCCUCAGGGUAACCUUAUUCCACCUCCCCCCAUGGCACACACCGUGAGCAGCAAUAGUGACAGCCAGGGCACACUGAAGACCAUCAACCUGCCAGAUGAAUGCCGCAAAGUAUUUGUAACCUAUUCUGUGGACACAGUUGGUGAAAUAAAACACUUUGUGAACACCCUGAGGGUGAAUGGCUUUCAGACAGCAAUUGACAUAUUUGAAGACGCAGUGAGGGGCAUCGAUAUCAUCAAAUGGAUGGACAGCUACUUGAAAGAUAGCUCUGUGGUGAUAAUUGUAGCUGUGAGCCCCAAGUACAAGCAAGACAUAGAGGGAACAGGCUUGGAGCAGUUGAAAGAUGAUCACGGAUUGCACACCAAAUACAUCCACACAAUGAUGCAGCUUGAGUUCAUCCAGCAAGGGAGCAUGAAUUUCAGAUUUAUCCCGGUGCUGUUUCCAAAUGCUUCCAAAGAGCACGUCCCUGGCUGGUUACAGAACACACACAUCUACAGGUGGCCCCUGGAUGAGAAGCGACUCCUGCUGAGGCUGCUGAGGGAGGAGGAGUACAUUGCACCCCCUGUGGGGAAGCUGCCCACCCUUCAAAUCAAACCAGCAUGAUGUCUUACGAAGCCCUCUGUGCUGUCCCUCACACCCCACCUGGAUUACAGCACCUUCCGUGUCUGAUUGUAUCUUUGCUGCUGUUCAGGUCUGUGUUCUGGAACAGCAGCUUCUGUGUUCAAUAUUUGCAGCUUUCUGAGGUGUCUCUUACACUAAAAGCUCUUUACAAAUGGAAUGCUGUUCUUGUUAAGAGAGCAACAUGGUAGGGCUGUAGAAAUACUGAGCGAUAUUUGCUCUGGCUCCUAGGUUGCUUUUUCUAGUGAAUUUUUUUUGAUUCAGUGAUUAGCAACUUUUUACACUUUUUGUUUUAGCCACACCUAUAUCUUUGUCAGUGGUCUCUGUGUUGUCUUUAGUACAAGGACCGGACUUGCAAUAGUGUACUGUACAUCUCCCCUUCCUCCCCAGCAAAGCAGUGUGGUUUGAUUUA